GACACUGGAGUGAUUUCACUACAGCUGACUGUCCUCAAUGGAGGGGCUCGUUGGCUGGCUGGCCGACUGACUGACUGGGUAUAGGAGUGCCAAUCAGGAGAGGUUUUAUGACACUGACUACAGAUCGAAGUCCACCUGUGGGCCCCGAACAGCCAUCAGUCCACUGGGGCUGUUGGGCCUGACAGUCAGCCUUUCUGUGACUAUCCUACGGUGUCUGUCUGGUCUCCUGAUCUCCUCCAACGAUGAAGAUCAGACUCUGAAGCUCAUGUCCCAUCAGCCAGAAUGGACCUACCGGAUUAUCACCCACAGCAGCCACUUGUCCACCACGCUGGCAGCUACCCAGAGGAUCUGUUAACUCUGGAAGGAUCCUUAACAUCUCAGGAACUAAAGACAGAGCCAGACGGCAGACCAGAGUCAGAGGAGAGCUGUCCCAUCUGUGGAGACAAAGUGUCAGGAUACCACUAUGGACUGCUCACUUGUGAAAGCUGCAAGGGCUUCUUUAAACGCUCGGUGCAGAAUAACAAGCGUUACACCUGUGCAGAACAACAGAGCUGCCCCAUGAACCUUUCCCAGAGGAAACGUUGUCCUUUCUGCCGCUUCCAGAAGUGUUUGUCAGUGGGCAUGAAGCGCGAAGCGGUGAGAGCAGAUCGUAUGAGAGGUGGCAGGAAUAAAUUUGGCCCUCUGUACCGGCGGGACAGGCAGAUGAAACAGCAAAAAGUGUAUCACCAGCCAAACACCGCUCCCUACAGGAUUAAGAUGGAAACUACUCAAACAUACCAGCCCACAGCUCCAAAUGAGCCUCACCUAAUGAGCAGUCACACAAGUGCUCCAUUGUCUUCUGAUGCUUUUCAUCAGUCCCACAUGUAUCCCUCUGGCAUGGGGCAGUCGGAUGCACCCAUGCCUCUGGACUGCACUAUGAACGUAGACAGGGUGCUCCCUCCUCUAUCGCUACCCUACCCUGGACUCUACCACCGCACCUUCCCUGGAUACCUCCAGGAGAAAGGAGAAAUGCCUUUCAGCAACAGCCCGGCUCCCGCAAACUAUGUGCACUCAUGUCCGAACAAUUCAUUCACACCGAGAAGCACGCCAGCAUCAUCGCCCUGCUCAACACCAAGCUCAGCCACCCCUCUCUCCCACCAAGCUCCCACCCAAACCCCAGACAAACACUCAUCAGCCACUCUCACAUCCAGCUUCCUGAGUCAGCUCCUGGAGGGGGAGCAGGAUGAGAGCCAGCUCUGUGCCAAAGUCCUCGCCAGUCUGCAGAGAGAGCAGGCCAACCGGGGCAAACACGACCGCCUGAAUACGUUCAGCAUCAUGUGCAAAAUCGCCGACCAGACUCUGUUUGGGCUUGUGGAGUGGGCCAGGAACAGCACGCUCUUCAAGGAGCUCAAGGUGGAGGACCAGAUGGUGCUGCUGCAGAGUUGCUGGAGUGAGCUGCUGGUCCUGGAUCACCUCUGCAGACAGGUGACCUACAGCAAAGAAGGCUGCAUAUAUUUGGUCACAGGACAACAGAUUGAGGUGUUGACCAUCGUCUCUCAGGCCGGAGUGACACUGAGCAGCCUGGUAUCGAGGACCCAGGACUUAGUGUCCAAACUGAAGGCGUUCCAGUUGGACAGAUUUGAGUUUGUCUGUCUCAAACACUUGGUGCUAUUCAACCCAGAUGUGAAGUCAGUGCAGAGCCGCAGGCAGGUGGAGCAGACACAGGAGAGGGUGAACCGGGCCCUGAUGGAGCACACCCAACAGAGUCAUCCAAGACACUCAGACAAGUUUGGCCAGCUGCUGCUCCGGCUUCCUGAAGUACGCAGCAUCAGCCUGCAGGUCGAGGAGUAUUUGUACCAGCGCCAUCUUCUGGGAGAUUUGCCCUGCAACUCUCUGCUCACUGAGAUGCUGCACACCAAGCACAACUGAGAAGACGCCGCCGUGUCUUGAAGCCCCGGUGACACGAGAAUGGCAAAGCUUGAGUUUGCUGCAGUGGAUUUUUUUGUACCUCCUUAAUGCUCUCUUUAACAGCCCCUUACUGCUUCAAUCACAGAAGUGACAGGGAAAUAUGUGAUCCAGGAUCAGCAUUGAAGGGGAGUAUUUAGUAAACCUGUGUCAUACUUUGCUCCAAGUGCUCAUUAUUAACAGUAUUACCACAGCCAAACAGCCCAGUAAAUACUUGUUGCUGUCAGUAUUGUUGGACACAUUUGAGAUCCAAGCACUACUAUGAUGUUUUUAAUAGUCAGGAAGCACUUAACUGUGAAAAAAAACAAAAGAAAAAUGCAUCAUUGAAUAAAGAAAUUUGGUUUCUG
Molecule: messenger RNA, 2291 nt
Organism: Sebastes umbrosus (honeycomb rockfish)
Lineage: Eukaryota; Metazoa; Chordata; Actinopteri; Perciformes; Sebastidae
Gene: nr5a5
Product: nuclear receptor subfamily 5, group A, member 5
Exons: 7
Coding region: 283-1908 (541 amino acids)
Biological process (GO): regulation of transcription by RNA polymerase II; hormone-mediated signaling pathway; tissue development
Cellular component (GO): RNA polymerase II transcription regulator complex
Molecular function (GO): zinc ion binding; nuclear receptor activity; RNA polymerase II cis-regulatory region sequence-specific DNA binding
Source: RefSeq, a predicted model, not a curated record